AUGCUUGAUAAUCCAUCUUUUGCAUUAUUUGAAGAUUAUCUAAUAAUGGCUAAUUUGCUUACACUGUUUUUUGUCAUAAUGAGUUGUUUCAAAUUAGGAGUAUAUGGAUUGAGCAUGAACUACUACUUGUUUAGCUGCCCUUUUGUUGAUUCUGUUGUUAAAAACGAUGUCAACAAAGCUCUGCAGGAUGAUCCCACCCUAGCAGCAGGUUUAGUUAGAAUGCACUUCCAUGAUUGUUUCAUAGAGGGAUGUGAUGGGUCAGUUCUAAUAGACUCCACUAAGGAGAACACAGCAGAAAAAGAUUCACCUGCAAAUUUGAGCUUGAAAGGAUACAAAGUCAUAGAUGAUAUCAAACUAGAGCUUGAAAAGCAAUGUCCUGGAGUGGUUUCAUGUGCUGAUAUUCUUGCCAUGGCUGCUAGAGAUGCUGUUUUCUUUGCUGGUGGUCCUGUGUAUAACAUACCAAAAGGAAGGAAAGAUGGAACAAGGUCUAAAAUUGAGGAUACUUUCAAUCUGCCUCCUCCAUUUUUCAAUGUAUCUCAGCUCAUUAGGAUGUUUGGCCAACAUGGUUUUUCUCCAAAAGACAUGGUGGCUCUUUCCGGUAACAAUUGUGCUUUAAUUAAUAUAUCCAUCAAUGUUAUAGUUCGGUUUAGAACUAAAAUUGAUAGGCAAAAGGAUGCGGUAAUUAAUACUUUGUUGUGGUGGGAUCCUAUUUUUAUGCGGCGAAGAGGGAUUGAUUUGAUUAACAAUUCAGUUGGUAUUAGAAUAAAAGGAGCUCACACACUAGGAGCAGCAAGGUGUGUUUCUUUCAAGGAAAGACUAACCCAAUUGGAUCAAACAUUGGAUUCAGAAUUUGCAAAAACACUCUCCAAAACAUGCAACAUUGGUGACAAUGCUGAGCAACCUUUUGAUGCAACAAGAAACGAUUUUGAUAAUUCAUACUUCAAUUCUUUGGUCUCAAACAAUGGUGUUCUUACUUCGGACCAAACAUUGUACAAUAGCGCACAAACUAGGAACAUUGUGAACAUGUAUGCAAUGAAUCAGGCAUUGUUCUUCUUGGAUUUUCAACAAGCUAUGGUGAAGAUGAGCUUGCUUGAUGUAAAAGAAGGUUCUAAGGGGGAAGUAAGAAAAAAUUGCCAUAAAAUAAAUUGA
Molecule: messenger RNA, 1149 nt
Organism: Vicia faba (fava bean)
Lineage: Eukaryota; Viridiplantae; Streptophyta; Magnoliopsida; Fabales; Fabaceae
Source: the annotation of a GenBank genome assembly